AUAAUGGUCAUUUCUACCCUCCUCUCCCCUACUUUCAACUCAUUCAGCGGUGCUCUGUGAAUGUUCCGAAAUGGUCAUGAUGGCGCCGUCGCCAGUAUAUUGAUUUUUGCUCGCGACGUCUAACGACGUCUUCGUCGCCACUUUUGCUGCUGCUUCCUCUGCCACGAUCCUCCAGUUUCGCAGUAAAAUUCACUUGUAACACUUGUGUGGACCUUUCUCCCUGUUUUUUUGGUGACUGAUUUUCUGGUAAAAGAAGGGACUCUCUGUGCUAGAAAGUGACUCAUUUUGUUGGCCCCAAUAAUAUUGCUGCGUGGAUAUCCUUUGUUGCGACGAUUGAUGGUGUUGUGUAAGGACAUUGUUCAUCAAAGUGGAAAAUAAGUGUUUUUCAUCUCAUAUGGAACUCGAGGCGAAGGGUGAAAUUUAAGUGAGAAAGGACUCUUGGGUGGAAAAGUCACUGCGACAGAACAGGACUAUGCCGAAUCUCCUAUUCGACCCCAAUCCUGGGGUGAAGCUGACACCAUUAGAAUCAAUGGUGCCAGUAGCUGCAGGUCUCACUGCUGCUAUAGUUCUGGCCGUCAUGACGUGCUACUGUGCUCGUCGCAUUCGUCAGCGUAACCGGAAGACUGCUGGACACGACGCCACCCUCCCCUUUCAGCCACCCAGGCGCCCUACGGCUGUUCGCUCACCCAGCGGUGCCCCACCGCACUACCUCAAGAAAUCACCAUCUCCCACGGGUACCAAACCCCCACCCGGAGCACCAUUGUCACCCCCCGAAGCCCCAACUCAAGUACGGUACGCUGAAGAGAGCGAGACAGGACCCCUGCCCCGUAUGGUGGCCCAUGAGACUCGUGCUCCCGAACCUGAGAGCCCUGUGGGAGGGGACCAGGGUGAUUGUGGCGAAUAUGGACGCCUAGGAACGCUUGUCUUCAAAUUACGCUUCCUUGCUGACAAAGGGGCUCUGGUGGUGUCUGUGGUGCGUUGCCGAGGGCUUCCCGGUAAAGGGGGUACUGUGAACAAUGGCGAUUUGAGCGGAGCCAAGAACACUGGUAACACAGAUCCCUAUGUAAAGCUUCAGCUUCUGCCUGAGAAGCAACACAAGGUCAAGACACGAGUCGUGAGGAACACCCGGAAUCCUGUCUAUGAUGAAGAUUUCACAUUCUACGGACUUUCCCUGACUGAACUGGGUACCAUGUCCCUCCACUUUGUCGUUCUCAGUUUUGAUCGUUACUCACGUGAUGAUGUCAUUGGGGAAGUCAUCUGCCCAAUGUCCAGCAUGGAGCUCAGCCAGAUUGAGAAUCAGCAAGUGGCUUUCAGCAAAGAAAUUCAACCAAGGAGUCUUAAGAUUCGUGCUCAGGGACGUGGAGAGCUUCUCAUCUCACUGUGCUGGCAACCAGCAGCUGCAAGACUCACAGUUGUUCUGUUGAAGGCCCGAAAUUUGCCCAGAAUGGACGUGACUGGCCUGGCUGAUCCCUAUGUCAAGAUCUACCUACUCUACAAUGGCCAGAGAAUUGCAAAGAAAAAGACACACGUAAAGAAGAGGACACUCAGUCCAGUCUUCAACGAGAGUUUUGCAUUUGACAUACCAACAACUGAGGGAGCCGGAGCCACAUUGGAUGGAGUUGCCCUAGAAUUGAUGCUCCUCGACUGGGACCGUGUCACGAAGAAUGAGGUGAUUGGGCGGCUGGAUUUGGGUGGUCCUCGGUGCACAGGCACUACACUCAACCACUGGAAUGAGGUCUGUAAUUCACCAAGACGACAAAUUGCCGAAUGGCACAAGUUAGUUGAAUAAAAUGACAAACAGCCAAAAGAAAGUGAAGGAGCACAACCACCCACUUAUUCUUUUUUGGCCAUCGAAAUCAAUAAUUCCUCAACCAUCCCCUCCCUCAAUUAACCACGAACCCUCUGACACGUAAAGUAAAUCACAAGGUAGGAAGAUGUAAUAAUUGAAACCAAAGAUAUUUACUGAAUAGUCAAAGGAAUACUUGCAAGUAUACCCAAUUAUAAGGAAAAAGAUGGGAAGAUAUUGAGCAAGAAAAAAUAUAAUAACUUACAUAGUAUAAUGAUGAAAAAAAAGAAAUUAAACUGAAGCUUCUCAAUAUAUACAGGUUUUUGUCUACAGAAUAUAUCACUAUCGAUGAUAAAGGGUAAAAAUAAAUGAAUAAUAAUCACUCUGAAAAAAAAAAAUGAUGAAAAGAAUACUACAGAUAUACCAAAAAAGUACUAAAUUAUUUAAAAUUUGCUUCUCUGUGUCAAAUAUUUGUAAAAAAUAGUGAAGAAGACAAGGAACAUUUAAUUUUUAUCAAAAAGGCAAUGUGAAAGUUUGACAUAAUAUAGUUGGUAAGUUCAUUAGAAAACUUCGAAAGUGGGUCAACAUAGAGCCAUUAUAGAGUGACAAGAUUGCAUUUGAAAAUUAAAAAAAUCUUCCUGCAUUGGAAUUUGUGGGUAGAGAACAGAAUUCAUUUCUUACAACGCUGCAUCAUCUUAUACGUAGUUUUAAGAUGAUAAAUUUCUAAAACAAAAAAAAAAAUAAAAUUAGUCUCAAAGCAUGAGACAGAGAGAUAAUUAAUUAUGUGUGGAAGCUAAUUCAGAGACAAAUUUAAUCUAAAAAAACAAGAAAUAGUCACAGAGAUCGAUUUAUUGAAAUUAUCUUGAAGGCACAAAAUGAGAACAAUUCCGCAAAUAUUCACACAAAGUGCAUAAAAAAAUCUUAACUUCCUUUCUUCCCAAUAAAAAAAAGAAAAACCUUCAAAAAACUAUUAGGAAACUAAAGAAAAUUACUUUUAGAGUCUGUUGCUAAUAAUUAAAAAAAAAAACAGAAAAUAAAAAAUAUAAUGAAAAACCUGUAAGCACAACAUACAAUAUCUAAAUCAAUGCUUUUAGUUGAAUAGUUUUUACAUAAAUGCCAGAGCUGAAUAUAUAAAUAUUGUACAAUUCUGAUAAUAUUCAAUAUCAUGGUGGUAAAACCAGGAGAACCAAAAGAUGGUAUAUUUUUGUGGGGUACACACAUCCUUCGAAAUAGGACAGUAGGAUAGGAGGAAAAAGUUUCCUAAGAAAAAUCCUUUUGUUUAUGAGAUAAAGGAAAGGUAGAGAGAAAACUUCAAGAAUUUGAAGUGAAUUAUCUUAAAAAAAAUCCUGAAGAAAUCUUCGGAGUAUUUUACUGGAAUCUCUUCCGCAAAAUAGCAGGUAUUUCUAUUUUCUGAAUUAUUUUAAAAUUAUACUUCAAGAGAGGAUUCCUGAAGUUAAAAUUCUUGGAACAAAAGAAGCUAAGUUGUGGUUAAUUAAAUAACUUAUAGACGAACAUAUUUACAUGGCCUAUGUUCUCAAAUUUUGCAUCCAGAGAAAAACAUAACUGAAGAUUUAACUCUGUAAAUUAGUUAUUACUUGAUUUUUUUUUAAAUUGAAAAUGCUUUGAAUUCGUAUGAUCUCUAUAGAGAAAGAUAAAUUGAGUUUAAGUCUUUUAAUACUUUUAGUACAAACUAAGUUAGAUCAUGGAAAAUUUUUCCGAACUUAAAAUUUAACACAUAAAUAGUAUUUCUUAUAAAAAUUCUGGGAUUUUUGAAUAAUUGAAAUAUAUUUUUUAUAUCUAAAUUCUAUAUUUAAUGCACAAUUAAAGUAAAGUACCCUAUAGUCGGCCGGUUCUUUAACUCGGCCGGUGGAGUAUUUAUUCAAUUUACUUCGAUUUUUUAGAUUAAUGUCUAACGGAUCUAACAUUAUAGGGUAUAUUAUAUAUAAUGAAAAUCAUUGAAAACUUCAUAGAAAUUCACUAUAAAACGUUAAAAAAUUGGUUAAAUAAUUCCACUGACCGUGUUGAGGAACCGGCCAACUUGAGGACACUUUAACUUAAUUUUCACUCUGCUACUUUACUAGCAAUUGAAAAGAGUAUGACCUAUCACCUAAUUUAGAAGCUAAUUUACUUCAGCUUGAAGUGAAAGUUAGAACAGAUUUGACUGGGAUUAAACCUGAAAUUUAUCACAUAUCGCAACACUAAUGUACAUCGAAUAAUAAAUAUAGGUAUGGCAAAUCUCGCUAACGCAUCAUUAAGAAGGGCAAAUAAAAUUUUCAGCUUACAGCUUAAAUGUACAAAAACUCAAAUUAUUAAAUAAAAUUCCUAAAAACGAUAUACGAAUUAUGCUUCUGAAAAGAAUAAGAACAUUCAGAUGCACGAUUCAACAUUCAGAGAUUCAGGGAUAGGUCAAACUCAUGAUAACAUCUGAAUAUUGAGUUAAGAACAAACUUUUUCAAGUUUUUUUUUUAAAUUCAAUAAUAAAUUAUGGAAAUAAUGAAGAUCAGGAAAAUUUCAAGAUAUUAUUCUAAGAUUAAGUUAUAUUAAAAAUAUUCUUUUUGAAAUUAGAUCUUGUGAAAAAGUAAAAUUCAAUCAUUCCAUUUAUAAUUUAAAAUAAAUUGAAGAUCGAAAAAUUAAAAAAAUCACUAUUAUAAAAUCUGAAGAAUAAAUUUUACGUCCGGAAAUUUUGAUUUAUUAAAAAUUAACAGAAGAUAUUUAAAGAUAACAAUUUGUUAAAGGAUAUUUUAGGAUCUUUUGACUUCUUUAAUAAAAUUAAAUAAGAAAUCUUGGUAUUAUUUAUCAAUUCUAAGAUCCAAAUCAAAUCCAAUAUAAAGGAAUUGCAAGAGUUUAGUGUUCUAAAAUUAAAGAAUAUAAAGAAAAUUGAUUUUUUAGUACAUAGAUAUAUAAGAAUAAAUACUAUAUAUUUAAAGAAUUGCAGUUAAGGAAAAUUUACUGCUUGAACUCAAAGAAGGAACUGGCAAUAUAAAUUCCUCAUUUUUAAAUUUGUUUCCGGUCUAGUCUAGAGGGCGAAACGUAAGAGAUAUCAAAUUUAUCGGUCCUCGGAGACCUCUUCUGAAAAACAAUUUUUAGAGAUGUUUUUUUUUAUAUUCUUCCCCUUGCUUUUACUCCAAAACUAUAUGUUUUUAGGUUUUCUCGAAAACUGUACCACGUAUUCCUUUCCUUUCCGGAUCUGUUCUGAGGGUAGUCCAAGAGAAUAUUUAUUCUAUACAUGCCCAUGACUGGAAAAUUCUCUUUGUAUUUUAAAGGUCAAAAUUCACCCAUGCCUUUUGGAAUGUUACUUAAAUUUUCGACCAAUUUGCAUCGGUUCCAAUCAGUAAUGAGUUAAUAUAGUCCAUAAAUGAUUUAUUUCGUUCGAAUAUUUUAUCUGUCGGCCGCAUAGGGUAAAGUGAUAUAAGUUGGACAUAGUGUUACAAGCAGGAAAAUUCGCCGGUACAAGUUGGACAUGGCUUUUUUCUUGAUAAAUAUAGUACAAAAUUUGCUUUUAAGCACAAGGAACCAAAUUAUAAAACUAUAGCAUUAAAAAUAUACAAAUAAAAAUGAAUUACUAAAUUUAUCAAGAAAAAAACCUUGUCCAAAUUGUACCAUUGCGUCCAGCUUGUACCACUUUACCCUAUAUUAUAUUCUUUUGAUCUAGAAAAGCUAUACGGUAAGAGAUAUCGAUUUUUGACCAUUUUUGACCAACUUAUAAAUCUAUAUUGUUUAAGGGAGUCUGUUCUCCUGUUAUCAACUGUUCUUAACAGCUCUACCAAUUCUUUUUAUUUAAAUUUUUGAACCGUGAUCGACCUAAAACUCAUGUGGUAAGAUGGGUAAGAUAAUUCACGGAGAUCUCUAUCUCGUGAGUUCGAGCAUUCCGUAAAGCUGAGAUACUUUGACAUCUCUUAUUAAAUUGUUACCACUUGAUUCCUUUACAAAAUUCCUUAUGCCUCCGGCACACCUUUAAGUUCCGUAACAUUUCGUUAAAUCAAAAUGUGCGUUCCUUUCUUUAAAGAUUUGCAUUAGUCUACUCCACUCUUUUGGUCUGAAUAUUGGAUUGAACUAAAUUUAAUUUAUACGGGCUUCAGACCUAAGGCUUAGCCAUAUGGCUUAACUUCUCUAAUAUCUUAUCAGUCAAGAUUUUUUGGAAAAUUUUGACUUAGAAUUGGAUUACUAAGGGCAAAUGACCUAUUACAUUUUGAAAAAUCAAUACAAUCGGUUGCUGUUUAAGGUUUUGAGACCCCCGGGAACUGAGCUAAACCUCUAGUCUGAAGACGGUCUUAGUGUGAUGUUCAAAAAAAGAAGAAUGCAAAAGAGUAAGAUAGAUACGCAAAACUUUUAAGAACGGAAGGGAAAUUAGAUUUGACUUUAUGAAAUUUUCCUUAUCAAAUAUUUAUUUUUUAUUUGAACUUCAUAAGUUCAAGUCCAUGAUUGGCAACUUAAAGAUUUUAUUGGUUUCAGUAAGAAGGAUUGAACACCAAAUCCUCAGUUCUCGUCAGAAACAGAAAAAAAUCGCGCGUUUGCUCAGACUUGAACUGAAGACCUUUUGUUUUCUCAAAUGGGAUUAGGUCAAGCAGAAUUUUUAUUCAAAGCAAACAAAGCCAGGGGUCAGUAGUAGAGCAGUAGCCUACAAAAUUCUGAGUUCAAGUCUGUGAGUGGAGGUAGGAAUUUUUUCUGAUUCUGACCGGAACUGGGUAUUGGAUAUUCAUUGUUCACUUGUUCUGACUGAAUUCAAUAAUAUAUAAAAUACUCUUGGACCGACAGACGAGUUUGAACCCUUGUUUAAAAACACUCAAAUUAAAUAUUUCAGUAUGUAAAACCUAAAAAACGCAAUGCAAAAACUUAAAAAAAAAUUAUAUUCAAGAACAAAGCAUAGGAUAUAUUUUUAAGAAUUGCAAUUGAAACUGUCUUGACUUAAAUUUUUAAAACAAAAUCCAAUUAAAAAGAAAACUAACCAUGUAUUUAAAUACGGAUUUAAAAAUUUUGAUAUUAAAGAAAACACUGCAGAUAUUUGAAAAAUAAAAUGGAACUAGGUAUUUCAAAUUGCAGAAAACAAAUCUUGAAAUUUUCUUACUUCUGUUCUAGAAUUCAUACGUAGAGGGAAAUGGAACAUUUUUGAAUUGGAAUAGUUUUGAAAUUGAGCCUUGUUCUCCUACUUUAAUACGGAACUGAACCUUACUAUAAAUUUAGAUCCACACUCAAACUAAUUGUGAAACUAAAGUGCGUUAUAAGAUUUAGUUCCAUCAACAAAUAGGAGGAAAAAGUCCAAUUUCAAAGCUGCCCUACUUCCCCCUACUACAGUAAUCAAUAAAUUUAAUAUUAUUUGCCUUAUCUUAAUGUAUUUCUUCAUUUUAUGACGGAGUUAUUUUAUUUGUUAGUUUAGUUUUAAUUUAUUAGUUUCAGUGCGAUUGUGUCAGAAAUUUCUGAAGUUCUUUUGCAGUUAAUCUCUACCUCGCCUUUAUCUCGCAACUAGGGUCAAGUCAAGGAAAAAAAAUUGUAAUAUAGUGAAAGAGAGAAUAAAGCAUUCUCACCUUUCUUUUGAUGUGAUUAGCAAGCAAAAAUUGUACUACUUUCCCCCUUAUUCCUGAAGGUGAUACUGGAGUGGGAAAAUAAAUUAAAUGGUUAGUUACUUCUUGUGUUUGCACAAAAUGAAAGAAAAAAAAAAACACAAAUUUUUCUAAUGCAAUCCCUCUUCUCAGAUCAAAAAUAAAAUUCCUUGGUGCACACUUUCACAUCUCCCACUAUUUUUCUGUAUAUGUGUUGUACAUAAAUUAAGUGAGUAUAAUUGAUAAUGUUAUUUUUUGUUUUUCUUUUAUUAGAAAAUCAAUACAUUUUCUAAUAGAUACAAUUUUUGUACAUUACUUUAAUGAAAGAAUAUUCUCCCUCUGUUCCAUCCAUGAUGAAAAAAGGACAUACCAAGUAUUAUAAUUGUUUCAGAUGAAUGAAGCAUUUAAUUGCAAGAUAUACUGAGUCAUUAGUGAAAAUGAAGAUCAUUUUUAGAGAAAAUUAAAAAAAAAGAUAUUAUUGCAUUCAGACAAAAAAAUUAUAUUGAUUAAACAUUAUAAUGAUUAUACAGAAAUAAAAAGUGAGAUCUUACUAGAAUGGA
This is a messenger RNA of Phlebotomus papatasi, 7883 nucleotides long. It is a transcript of the gene Syt4, whose product is annotated as synaptotagmin-11. The record is from RefSeq and is a predicted model, not a curated record. The transcript is spliced from 4 exons. Gene Ontology annotation, cellular component: membrane; axon; synapse. Gene Ontology annotation, molecular function: phosphatidylserine binding; calcium-dependent phospholipid binding; clathrin binding. Lineage: Eukaryota; Metazoa; Arthropoda; Insecta; Diptera; Psychodidae. Gene Ontology annotation, biological process: regulation of dopamine secretion; calcium-ion regulated exocytosis; vesicle fusion. The coding region runs from base 473 to 1789 and encodes 438 amino acids.